Messenger RNA from Heteronotia binoei (common prickly gecko), 1111 nucleotides. It is a transcript of the gene CBY1, whose product is annotated as chibby 1, beta catenin antagonist. Gene Ontology annotation, biological process: negative regulation of Wnt signaling pathway. The record is from RefSeq and is a predicted model, not a curated record. Gene Ontology annotation, cellular component: nucleus. NCBI's taxonomy places the organism in Eukaryota, Metazoa, Chordata, Lepidosauria, Squamata, Gekkonidae. The coding region runs from base 340 to 720 and encodes 126 amino acids. The transcript is spliced from 5 exons.
AGGCUCUGUUUUUCGCUCCGCCCUUCACGGCGGUUUGGGAAACUACCAUUAUAGGAAAAGAAACGGGAGGAUACUUUCCGAUACUCCCUGAUUACCUCUUCAGUUUCCUCUAAAUAAUAUCAUUUGACUCACUUUCAGCUUUUCGAUAAGACGGUGCCAAGUCGCCUAUUCCUUAUAAAACACUUCUGUAGGAGCUCCUCUCCCCCUCUCUGCCUCGUGGUAGACUCCUUCAUCUUUUUGCUCCAGGUGGGGCUCUCUGUUGCUCCUGUUACCCACGCGUCCCUCUCCCGCCUGCAUUCGCGAAGUAAGUGUGGAGCAAGGCUUUCAGGCUAAGGAGCCAUGCCGCUCUUUGGGAACACCUUCAGUCCCAAGAAAACCCCACCCAGGAAAUCAGCUUCACUUUCUAGCCUGCACUCGCUAGAUAGAUCUACCCGUGAAAUUGAACUGGGUCUGGACUAUGGCACUCCAACUAUGACCCUUGCUGGACAGAGCCUGAAGUUUGAGAAUGGCCAGUGGAUUGCAGACUCAUUUGGGGGUAGUGGGGACCACAGAGAGACCCAGCGACUACUCAAACGGAACCAACAGCUGGAGGAAGAGAACAAUCUCUUGCGGCUAAAAGUGGAUCUUUUGUUGGAUAUGCUCUCCGAAACAACUGCAGAAUCCCAUCUCAUGGAGAAGGAACUGGAGGAACUGAAAAAUUACAGCCGGAGGAGGAAGUAAGCAGGAAAUGUGGGUUUCCAGGUGACAGCAGAAAAGAGAGAGCAUGAGAAUCUGGUUUAAAAAGACAUGUACUUCCUCAAACUGAUGAAGUCACAUCUGCCUAGGAAGACUGCAGUAUUCUGGUCUCACAUCUUGUUACGUCUCAACAGGACAUGCAACCAAGACCCCAAGUGUGAAAUGUUAAUAAGCUCUCAGGUGUGGUCAGCAUGUGGAUCUACAGUGUCAUCCUGGACACACCCAAGUCCACUCAAAUCAGUGGCUUAGAAAGGUGUAACUCUGCUUAAGAUGGCACAGAUAGUACUAUUCCCAUUCUUUGUGAAGCUUCUUUAAGUGCACUUAACAUUCCUGUGCAACAUACUUUUGUUCUAGUCAAUAAAGUACUUUGCAGAAA